Condylostylus longicornis is the source of this 135-nucleotide messenger RNA. RefSeq names its product cyclic GMP-AMP synthase-like receptor. Lineage: Eukaryota; Metazoa; Arthropoda; Insecta; Diptera; Dolichopodidae. The annotation marks the transcript as partial. The record is from RefSeq and is a predicted model, not a curated record. The transcript is spliced from 2 exons.
AUUAUAAAAAAAUUACGUGAUCGAAGAAAUUUAAAUAACUUAAAAAGUUAUUUUAUAAAAACAAUAUUAUUGUGGGAAAUUAAGAGACAAAAUAUUCCAUUUUAUUGGGAUAAACAACAAAAUAUGUUAAGUAAU